This is a messenger RNA of Ictalurus furcatus (blue catfish), 3848 nucleotides long. RefSeq names its product alkB homolog 3, alpha-ketoglutarate dependent dioxygenase (gene alkbh3). NCBI's taxonomy places the organism in Eukaryota, Metazoa, Chordata, Actinopteri, Siluriformes, Ictaluridae. The coding region runs from base 3071 to 3781 and encodes 236 amino acids. Gene Ontology annotation, cellular component: nucleus. The record is from RefSeq and is a predicted model, not a curated record. The transcript is spliced from 8 exons. Gene Ontology annotation, biological process: DNA alkylation repair; DNA repair. Gene Ontology annotation, molecular function: dioxygenase activity.
GGAAAUUGUGGUUGAAAAUGCAUAUCCAAUUUGACAGAUGUUCAUGCAACAUGAAAGGAAAAACAGAAGAGCUACUGUUCUUCAGGUGACUGAGAAUGUCAGUGCAGGAUGUGACCAAACUGUCAGCAGCUAUAUAGGGAGGGGUGUUAUAGUAAGGGUGCAGUGCAUAAGCCCCUCAUUACAAGGAUGAAUACAAAUUUGAGUUCAGUGGGGCAAAAACUACAAUCAAUGGAAUACAGAAAUAUUUAGGGGGAGUCGGGGGAGGUGAGCGAUAUGGUCAGAUGAGUUAUUCGUCACUAUAUUCUCAUUACUGUUUGGGUCCACUCUCCCCCUUGAGCAUCACUGCAAAUCAAUACAAAGUUAUGCUGCCUGAUAAUGUUUUAUCAUAGGAUAAAGGUUAUUAUCCUGAUGCGAAUGCUCACUUCCAGAAUGAAUGUGAAUGUCUCCAACCACAGGUCAUUGGAUCACUCCAUGGUUUGAUAAGUAUGACAAUUAUAUACUGUUGAUCCAAUGUUUUUUUUCUUUCACUGUCACCAGAUUGCAACCCAACUGAACACCUAUAAGAGAUUCUGCAGCAACAUGUUAGACUCUCCACUCUCCAGCAUCAAUAAAACAUCAAUUUAAGGAAUAUCUUUCAGAACAAUGGUGUUCAUACAUCCAGUACAGUCACAGACACGUGAAAACCUGUGCCAAGAUGCACUAAAGCAGUUCUGGCAGCACAAGACAUGUUUUUUUUUUUUUUAGUAUAGACUAUAUUUUGAAACUCCAACCUAUUAUAAAUACAUAUUUGGUGUAACUAGUGUAUUGUAGGGUUUUUUGGUUUGUUUGUUUAUUUUUUGUUUUUGCAGUUGUUGGAUUUCUAUUGUAUAUGUUUAAUAGAAAACACUAUGUUUUAUUACAUGCGUCUCUGAUUCUAGAAAAAUAGGUUUCCUGUAUGUUAAACAGGAACCAAUGUUCAGUGUGUAGGAAGCCGGACGUUUAUCCGGGAUACACCGAGUUUGCUGAAAGUCUACGCGAGUAACUUAAGUUACUAAAACGCAGCAGCUUCAUAGAGUUAAAUACAUAUCUGUGGGUUCGGUUUGUAACGCGUGAGGCUUUUUAUUCCUUGCAAGGUGUGAAUUAAAAUUGACAGGAUUAUCUGGUCCGUUUCUUCUAACGUUACAGGCUUGUAACUUUAAAUAGCUAGCUUGCAAACGACAGACAGUCUUCUCCAGACCUUCUGUAAACAUACAGCUAGAGAUCGGUCGUGUGUGAAAUUUAACUGCUUACCUCUUGAAUUUUCGACUGAGUGAUUUUUGUUGAUUCGUAAAUUUAAUCAGAAGGGAGGGAUCAUCUGUAUACAGAUUGCGUUGCUGUAGCAUGUUGUGCUAAUUGCAUAGUUUAUACCCCAAUAGGCCUGAAGGUGGCAGAUUGGCUCUACCUACCAGCGUCUGUGGCAGAUUCUUAAUACUUUCCUCCAAUUCAGUUAAAUUCUAUGGGUGACAAACGUCAGAGAGCGAGAGUGCAGGGCUCUUGGGCCAAACCUCUGCCCAAACCAACAUGUUCAGCAGGUAGGCAGUGUCAUCUGGCCUGAGCCCAGCUUUCUAUACACUCACUUUAUCAGGAACAUUGUACUAAUACUGGGUAGGGCCUUGUUUUGCUCUCAAAACAGCCUCAGUUCUUGAUGGCAUGGAUGCCACAAUAUAUUUGAGAUUCUGGUCCAUGUUGAUAUGAUUGCAUCACGCAAUUCCUGCAGAUUUUUCAGGUGCAAUUUCAUGCUGUGAAUCUCCCGUUCUACCACAACCCAAAGCUGUUCUACUGGAUUCAGAUCUGGUGACUGGGAAGGUCAUUGAAGAACACUGAACUGAACACUGAAUCCAGGAACUCUGUCAUGUUCAUGAAUCCAGUUUGAGAUGACUUUUGCUUUGUGACAUGGGGCAUUAUCAUGCUGGAAGUAGCCAUUAGAAAAAGGUAAACUGUGGCCAUGAAGGGAUGCACAUGGUAAGCAACAAUACUCAGAUACACUGUGGGAUUCAAGCGAUGAUUGAUUAGCCAAGAAAACAUUUCCCACACCUUUACACCACCUCCACCAGCCUGGACUGUUUACACAAGGCAGGUUGUGUCCAUUGAUUCAUGCUUUUCGUGCAAAAUUCUGACCCUACCAUCUGUGUGAAUCAGCAGAAAUCAAGAUUCAUCAGACCAGGCUACACUUUUUCCAGUCUUCAGCUGUCUAGUUUUGGUUAUCCUGUGACCACUGCAGCCUCAGCUUUCUGUUCUUGGCUGACAGAAGUGGUCACACAUGGUCUUUUGCUGUUGUAGCUCAUCUGCCUCAAUGUUGUGUAUUCUGAGAUGCUUUUCUGCUCACCACAAUUGUAUAGUGUGUUUAUCUGAGUUACUGUAGCCUCUCUGUCAGCUCCAACCAGUCUGGCCAUUCUCCAUUGACCUUUCUCAUCAACAGGGAGUUUCUGUCUGCAGAACUGCUGCUCACUGGUUGUUUAUUUUUUAUUGCACCAUUCUGAGUAAACUCUAAAGACUGUUGUGUGUAACGAUCAGCAGUUACAGAAAUACUCAAAUCAGCCUGUCUGGCACCAACUAUCAUACCACGGUCAAAAUAACUGGGAGAACAUUUUUCCCCCAUUCUGAUUGCUGAUGUGAACAUUACCCGAAGCUGCUGGCACAUGCCUGCGUGAUUUUAUGCAUAGCACUGCUGCUAUACAAUUGGCUGAUUGGAUAGUUGCAUGACUGAGUAGGUGUACAGGUGUUCCUAAUAAAGUGCAUAUUGAGUAUAGCUCUAUUACAGACCAUCAAAACUAAUAGCCCUUUUUCUAACACAGAGUGAAAUGCAUAAGUCAGCAUCCAUUUUGCAAUUUGGAUCCAGGAACACUGCUUCAAAUUUGUUUUAUUAUGGGAUAACUUAUGGAGUUGGUUUUAUGAAUAAAAAAAUGAUUAAAUACCACAUACUGUCAUUAAAAUGUUUCACUAGCACAUGUGGAGCAAAAUUCUGGGUCAUGGAAGGCUGGACCAGCAACAUAUGCAUUCAAUCAACCCUCUGAUCCCAUCAGAGUGAUACCUGUGGAGAAGCUGAUCGAAGAUGCUGGGGUUUAUGAGAUCAGCCAUGGUCCCACCGGAGUAUCCAGCAUCGUGUUCUAUUUGUUCUAGACUGCAGCUCCUUCCUGGGUUUUUGCCACAGGAGCAAGCAGACUGGAUGUUCUCUAAGCUCUUGGCUGAGCUUCCAUGGUCACAGAAGACCAAUUAUGGCAUGAUGGGUGAAGCAUAUGUGGAACCGAGGCUGACCUGCUGGUAUGGAGAACUUCCUUACACAUAUUCUCACUCCACGAUGCAAGCCAACCCUGAGUGGCAUCCCAUCCUUCUGAACCUGCGUCAGGCUAUAGAGCGGGAGAUCUCUCAUACCUUUAACUCAUUGCUGUGUAACCUCUACCGUGAUGGGAAGGACAGCAUUGCUUGGCACAGUGAUAACGAGGUGUCUUUAGGUCCUCGCCCCACCAUAGCCUCUUUCAGUCUCGGGGACACAAGAGUCUUUAGCCUUCGGAAGAAGCCUCCUCCAGAAGAAAAUAGCGACUACAUAUAUGCAGAGAAGGUGAAGAUACCAUUGAGUCAUGGAACACUUUUAAUAAUGGAGGGAUGCACACAAGACGACUGGCAGGCAGAUUACUUUACAAAUGGAAGGAAUUCAGCACCUUUUGCUGCUCUCACCCAGCAGUGGCCAUCCUACAAAGUUCAGCACAAGACAACACUAGAAUCUUCCAACAAGAGCCAAGGGGGAGAGUUAAUGAACUGCUAGAUUCAGUUACAGUUGAAACUGCCUUGUUUGUAUGCCUUCAUGUGUCUACAUUAGGAAAAGGCUGAGA